Molecule: messenger RNA, 1754 nt
Organism: Mercurialis annua (annual mercury)
Lineage: Eukaryota; Viridiplantae; Streptophyta; Magnoliopsida; Malpighiales; Euphorbiaceae
Product: BTB/POZ domain-containing protein At3g05675
Exons: 2
Coding region: 298-1602 (434 amino acids)
Source: RefSeq, a predicted model, not a curated record
AGAGUUAGCCCUUCCAAUUAGCUCAAAUUACAAUCCCUUCCAUAAACUCAAUAUCCAUUUCAGUGUCACAUCCGUCGUUUUUAAAAAAAAUUGGUCUCUCGCCACUGCAGUAUGCAUCUUUAAACAAGACCUAAACAAUUGAGCGAGUCUUACCCAAAUUAGCUAAUCUUAUAAGGUGGAUUCUCGUCUCCUCUGAUUGCAACUCAAUUGGUUAAUACAAGAUAAAACAAUUUGGAUGCUGAUUCGUUUAAAUCCAUGAGGCAUGAAUGAUGAAUUAUAUAAUCCUCCUAUUUACACAUGGAAAAAACUGGAGUAGCCGGGUCUUGCAGACUUGGAGAUGAGAGCACGAGUGACUUUACUGUUUGCUUGAGAAAUCGUGAAGGAAGACCUGAGAUAUUUUACUGUCACUCCUCAAUUCUAGUUAACAAGUGCAACUUCUUUGCAGAUUGGGUCUCUAAUCCAGACUCUGGAACAUCUUUUCAGAUUCAAUGCUCGGAGGUUAAUUAUGAUUAUCAUGUUUUCUUUUUAAAGUUGCUAUAUAUGCCUGUGCAUAUGCUUCUAAACUGCUUAGAUUCGGUUAAGUCUGCUGUUGGUGUACUUGAGGUGUCGGUUGCAUUUGGCUGUGAAGAUAUUACUAAGAGCUGCAAUCAGUACCUAGAGGCUGUUCCUUGGGAGGAUAAAGAAGAGGAAGAAAUCUUGAAAGUGGUCUCAAAACUGGGAUCGGUAGCUAUGCCAAUAAUAUCCAGGAUCCAACCCGUAGAUUUAAGUGCUACAAAGAAUGUUUUUGUUUCAGCAGUUCGUUUUGCCACAUCUACUGGUGGUUCGUGUCCUCCAUUUGGUGACGAGCUUAGAAUCUCUGCUCAAGAACAAGUAGAAUACAUGUUAGGGGAAGAUGAGGACACGCCAUUAAUCACAGCUGACGAUGAAGUAAAAUCAGUUGUGAAAAUGGGGCUUUCUGAAAUAUUUUCUUCAUUUGAAAAGCAAUUAUCUUCCCUGCUUUUGUGUUCCGACCUUGUAUACGAGACAGCAGAGGCUAAAGCGUUGCAGAGUGUAUCUGAUCUCCAAUGGUUGUGUAACAUACUUCCAAAAAUGGAGCUAAUGAAGGACUUCGUUGCAAAUUGGGCUGACAUCUCCUGCAAUAUCUUGAGAAUUAUUGAAGACACGAGACUCGAUUAUGUGAUGUGGGGUUUGAAAAUAAAAUUGAUUGAAGUAACAAGCAAGGUACUAGAAGCAGUAGGGUAUGGAAAUGUGAUUCUUCCAGCACCAUGCAGGGUGCGGAUAUUGAAUGCAUGGCUACCUUAUAUACGAAAGUUGAAACCUCUUGUAGAUUCGAAAAGUAGCGAUGACUCGACUUUUCCCCACAAGAUGGAUGAAGAUCUAUGUCAGAGUAUCGAGGGGGCAAUCGUGUCUAUGAUACUGGCAUUGCCAUCGAAUGAUCAAGCUGAAAUCCUAACAGAUUGGAUGAAAGCUGAGCAGGUUAGAUAUCCUGACCUGACUGAAGCUUUUGAGGUUUGGUGCUACAGAACAAAGUCGGCAAAAAGAAGACUGGUAGAGGGAUUAGACAAGGUUGAAAAUACAUCAGCCUUUGAUUUAUCAAUUUAAUGCUGUUCUACCAUUGAGUUUUUUGUACGGAAUUAUUCAUCAAUGUGCUUCUACAUAAGGAGGGUCUCUUUGAAAUUUAAGUAGCACCUUUUAAAUUUAUUUAAGGGGUAAUUGCAAAAUAAUAAUAAAUUUUAGCGUCUUUUGCAUUUUAA